Molecule: messenger RNA, 1537 nt
Organism: Vollenhovia emeryi
Lineage: Eukaryota; Metazoa; Arthropoda; Insecta; Hymenoptera; Formicidae
Product: sialin-like
Exons: 3
Coding region: 998-1522 (174 amino acids)
Biological process (GO): transmembrane transport; monoatomic anion transport
Cellular component (GO): plasma membrane
Molecular function (GO): transmembrane transporter activity
Source: RefSeq, a predicted model, not a curated record
ACUGGCGAUUCACAUACUUUCGUCGUUAAGUACAAGAUAAAGCUCUUCAGCGAAGAGCUACAGAUACAUUUCUCGAAUUUCUUUGCUUUCAGACAUAGAUACAAAAUGCACUCAUUAUUUUGUAUCUUUUCAGAAAAAUACCAAGCUCUGAGUAUCAGAAAGAAUUAUAUAGCGCAGAAUAUAGUAUAGUGGCAUGCAUUACGUUUUAUCAUAAUAUUUAUUAGUAUAUGUGUAUUCUCUCUAAUAAUAAAUAUUAUCGAAUUAUGAUAAAAUGCUCAGAAAACACUUAUGCAUGUCUCUCUAUUGUUCUUUCUGACGCCUCAUCGAUUUUACAGGAACAUAAAGCAUACAUAAAAUAAGUCAACCUAAAGACGAUAAAGUUUAAAAAACAAUUAAAACAAUUUAGAAAUAUAAAUUCUGUAUGUACUCAAAGUAAUAUUAACUUUGUCUCGAGAUAUAAAUAUCAGAUAAAAUAAAAUGAAAAUAAGAUGGAAUGUAAAGCACAAGAGAAAAGAUAUCAAGCGCAUUAAUGGCUAUCGGAUAUACAUGUGUAUAGAGGAAAUGAUUGUUCGCGUAAUCUAUGAUCUCUCUCUCUCUCUCUCUCUUUCCGAAUGAAGUUUACAUGAAAUAUGAGCAUAGUCUACCGCGAUUGAAAAUUCGCAAUCGCCGUUUGCCCCGAACCGUCACCUCUACUAUUCCUAGGGUUAACACGCAUCAUCGACGACAUUCGUGCAUGACGUUCGACAGAAGACGAUAUCGCGCGUUGAUAGUUGAACGCUUAUAUUCCACGACGACGCGGCGACGCACCAGCCUCUAAUCUUCGAUCAAUUAGACGUGAAUGCGUACUGCGAUGAAGCUCAUAGAUAAUAAUGCCGUCUACGCCGUCGGACUCGUGUCGUGACCCGAAUCGGUGCUUCCGUCCCUCCGAAGCUGCAAGUCAUCAAACUCGACUUUAAGAAAAGCAGAUCGCCUGUCAUGCAGGCAGGUACUGGAUAUCAUGGUGAUUCUCGGCUUCAUGUUAAACUACAUGCUACGUAUGAAUCUAACGAUAGCGAUCGUUUCGAUGGUGAUACCGAGCAAUAGCAGCGUUCAGCAUUCACAUUCCAACGGAUCGGCGUCGGUGCAGGAUGAGUGCGGUGCCCAGGCGACGAUGAUGAACGACUUCACCCCGAUCGACGGCACCAGGACCCCGACCGUCGACGCUAAUAGAGUCAACGAGAUGAACAACGGCAGUACGCUCCCAUACUGGCACCGGGAAGAGCGAACCCAGACCAAGUACCCGUGGAACGAAUACGAGGUGAAUAUGAUCCUCGGCAGCUUCUUCUGGGGUUACAUCUGCACGGAGUUUCCCGGUGGUCGACUCGCGGAGAUAAUUGGUACCAAACGGGUCUUUGGCUACAGUAUGCUGGCGUCAAGCUUCGUCACUCUGCUGACACCACUGGCGGCUAGCUUGGGCUACACCGCGGUCGUCGUGUUAAGAGUCGUAUUGGGAUUCAUGCUGGUACGUCGCUAUUUCAUGUAGGAAUCAUACUGCAAU